AUGGCCGACAGCAGGCUGUCCAUCUCCGCCCUCUGCGCCCGCGACGAAGAAGCUAAGGACAAGGACAAAGACCCCUUCGCCGUCGCAGACACGUCCUCCUCCUCUUCCUACACCCCGCUAUCGACAUACUCGUCUUCUGCUACUCGCUCUUCUGCCGACGAUGACGACGAGUGCAUGUCUUUCACUUCUGGUCUUUCUAUCGACGACCCCGACGUGCGUCUGGCCGCCGAGGCACUCGAGGACCUGAGAUGCGACCACUCCGAUAGCCCCACCGUCCACUCGCCCUCCGUGACUUCUCCCUCUCCCUCCUCUCCAGCAGCCUCCCAGCUCUUCUCCCGCAUGUCAAACUACACCCUCGUCUCCUCCGCCGUCCGCGUCUACGAGUCCGGCAAGUCCUACUCUCGAGGCUUCAAGUACGGCGCUGAGAUCGUCGAGUCCGUCGCCAGACCCGUCGUCCGCAGAUUCGAGCCUCUCGAGGGAUUCGCGUUGCGGCAACUUGAUCGCCUAGAGCGCAAGUCCGUCAGCUCCAACGAAAAGACAAACGAUAUACCAACCGCAGAAGAAUCUACCGAAUUCAUACCCCAAGAAUACUGGCAGCAGCAACAAAAUCAACCACAGCAGCAGCAAGCCUCCCUCCUCCACAAUGUCAUCACAAACGCCUCCGGACUCACAGUAGCAAUGUCGGACGAAUCACUGAAAAGCCUGCGGUAUUGUCUGCAAUGGCUCAAGUACGCAAACGGCCACCUCGAGAAAGCAGUCACGACUCUAAACACCAUCGUGGCCGAGCAGCAAAACGACGCGGCCUGCACCGACCCUUCCAACCCCGAGACGCAGGAGCAGCAGCGCCGGCGCCGGCGGUCUCUCUUCAACGUGCGCGUCACCGAAACCAAAGCUGAUAUUGUCUCGACGAUCCGCAAGGUUGUCGGUGUAGUAUCCACCUACGCCGGUUCGGCACUUCCCGAGCCCGCGCGCUCGCACGUGCGCACAUAUGUGCUUGAACUGCCGGCGCGGUGGGCGACUGCGAGCGCGUCGAUUCCGCCGUCGAGACGCGGGAGCGCAGGUAGCUCAGUGUCGCCCGAGGAAGAGAGCGCGGAGGAGCAAGCGCAGCAGGCGACCGAGCAGGCGAGUCGGGUGAUUAUUCUCGCGAGCGAGGCGCUGCAGAUGCUCGGGGGCGUGACGCAUAUCGUUGGCGACACUCUCGACCGUGCGGAAGGAUGGUGCGAUCGGUUUGGGCGGCGGCAGGGCGAAGCGCAGUUCAACGAGAGCAGUCUGAUGGAGGUUGAUAAGCAAGAGAAUGAUGGAGACAAUGUUAUGCAGGAUUAG
Molecule: messenger RNA, 1323 nt
Organism: Myxozyma melibiosi
Lineage: Eukaryota; Fungi; Ascomycota; Lipomycetes; Lipomycetales; Lipomycetaceae
Product: transcription factor Opi1-domain-containing protein
Exons: 2
Coding region: 1-1323 (440 amino acids)
Biological process (GO): endoplasmic reticulum unfolded protein response; regulation of transcription by RNA polymerase II; phospholipid biosynthetic process
Cellular component (GO): nucleus; endoplasmic reticulum
Molecular function (GO): transcription corepressor activity
Source: RefSeq, a predicted model, not a curated record